Alternaria arborescens is the source of this 1287-nucleotide messenger RNA. RefSeq lists its product as hypothetical. Gene Ontology annotation, molecular function: exopolyphosphatase activity. Bases 1 to 1287 code for a protein of 428 amino acids. Lineage: Eukaryota; Fungi; Ascomycota; Dothideomycetes; Pleosporales; Pleosporaceae. The record is from RefSeq and is a predicted model, not a curated record. Gene Ontology annotation, cellular component: cytoplasm. The transcript is spliced from 2 exons.
AUGGCAGUGCCGAGGAAUUCCUUACGGGGCUUUCUUACACACGCGAGAGGCGCUCUCCGGAGCGCUAUUGAAACCAGUCAGAAGAUUACAUUCGUCAUUGGCAAUGAGUCUGCGGACCUUGAUUCGAUGUCAUGUUCUAUUCUAUACGCGUACAUUCGGUCUAUGUCACCGCCCAAGAAUGCCUUUAGUCCAAUUUACGUGCCAAUCACGAAUAUUCCAGCUGCUGAUAUUCAGCUAAGGCCGGAAUACCUUGCCGUAUUUAAACACGCCAAUAUUGAGUCGAAGCACUUGAUCACGCUUGAUGACUUACCCGCGCUAUCCGACAUAGAGUCGAAACUUGCACCUGAGAAUACCAAAUGGAUUUUGGUAGACCACAAUGCUCUGCAGGGUCAAUUAGGCAAGAUGUACGCUGAGCGCGUCGCUGGCGUCAUUGACCACCAUGAUGAUGAAAAGAAAGUUCCAGAGGACACAGGUGAGGAGCCGAGGAUUAUCGAGAAGAGUGGCAGCUGCACUAGCUUGAUCGCAAACUACUGUCGGCCAUCGUGGGAUAUGGCUUCGCUAUCUGCCCUGUCUUCUGGAGCAGCUCAUGCGCAGGGUGAUAGCAUGUCCAAUGACGCUGCCUUUGUUCAGCGCUGGGAUGCGGAUAUUGCCCAAUUAAGCUUGGCCAGUAUUCUUAUUGACACGGCUGAUCUCCAUGACGAGAACAAAACGACCGAGCAUGACCGUAAGGCUGUCGAGUACCUGGAAGCUAAGAUUAUGCUUUGUCCCCAGCUAGCUGCAAGCUUCGACCGAACCAGCUUCUACAAGGAGAUCAAUGCAGCAAAGAAGGACAUUGGAAGCCUAAAGCUGCAAGACAUACUUCGGAAAGAUUACAAGCAGUGGGACCAGGGUGGUCUGAAGCUCGGCGUCAGCUCCGUUGUCAAGUCUAUCGAGUUCCUCCAAAACAAGGCUGGUGACGAAGCAAGCGCUCAGACAGCUGAAGCAUUCCUCGCAGCGUUGAAGGAAUUUGCAAAGGACCGGGAUUUGGACAUGUAUUCCCUGAUGACCACAUCCACAGGUUCAGAUGGCGGUUUCCAGAGAGAGCUGUUAUUAUGGGCCUUCAACGACGGCGCCGUGUCAGCUGCCAAAAACUUUGCCACGAAUUCAAAAGACGAAUUGGGAUUGGAGGAGUGGCAGAAUUCCGACGACAUUGACGGCAAGAGGGAGUGGAGAAAGACUUGGUGGCAACGACAAGUGCAGCACAGUCGGAAACGUGUCGCACCUCUACUCAGGGAAGCCAUGACUUGA